AUGUUUCAACAGACUCCUCACGAUCAACAGAGCAAGAAUUGUUACCCAUUACUUGUACCAGGUAACGCCAAAAAGAAUAGUUUACAACACCAGCAAUUAGGUGGUUCAAAUGGUUCAUCCUCUUCAUCAACAACUACAAAUAUUGGCGCCUCAACUGCCAAAUCAAUUGGCAUGCACACUAAUGAAAAGAUUUCAAAUCAAAGUUUUGGAAUGGAUCAUGUUUCUAACAAUGGUAGCAGUAGUAAUAUUAUUGGUGGUGUUUCUUCUACAAUGCCACGUGGUAACAGUGGCAUGAAUACUGCUCAAUCCUCAUAUACAUCUACCACCCCAUUCAAUCAAGAAACACUUCCAAGACCCAUUGCAACUUUUGAGAAAACAGCACCAAUCAAUUUGAGAGAAUUUACUAAUGUGGGUGGAUACCCAUUAGGUCCAAGCAAUAUGAACCCGUCAUCUUUAAGAAAUGCAUCAUCAACAGCUUCCACCAAUUUAUUGAGUAAUCUAUCCACAACAAUACCAUCAGCUCCAAGCACUAUGGGAAACGCCAUCAUUUCAAUUCCUCCUCAACAAGAGCAACAACAAAAUCGCCAACCAGAACACAAUUCUGAACAUGGUCCAAAAUUGCAUUUCUGUAAGAAGCAACUCAAAGAACAAACAUGUGCAGAGUUGCAUUCAGAGCCAGAAUUCAGAGUCAAUGACAAGACCAAACAUCCACCUAACACCUUAUUCAAUGUAUCAAUUAAGGAUGUCUUGACAAUUACUGGCUAUUUCCUCAAUGAUUGCGAAAUGUUCCUUCGAUUGGAUAAUGGAUCACAACAUGGCUCACCUGUGGGAAGUUGUUUUUUCAAACCAACUACCAUGGUGGGUGACAGCUCUAAUAGAUUAUUUCGUGCCAAAAUUGAUAUCCCUCCAUCCCUCAAUACAAAAAAGGGAAAUACAUCCUCUCGUGUUGGUUUUGUAGAGAUUUAUGAUUCGAAUAAUAAGAUGAUUGCUGUGAGUGAUAAGUUUUGGAUAAGAAGUAGAUCGAGAAAUCAAAUGAUCAAAGAUGAAUCCACAAAGAAGAGAAUUCGAAUGAACCAGAAGGGUGAAAGUCAAAAGCAACAAAAGGUUUUCCACGACUAUUCACCAACCUCACCACAAUCAGAAACCAAUUCCAAUCCAGAAAAUCAAGAGGAAGAGCUGAUUGAGAAUGUUCCAUCAUCAAAGAAGGUACUGGCAUCAGUCCCUCAACUCCAACAUCCAGGUCAGUAUGCUAAUCCCCUAUCGGGCGCCCCAUCUACUGCACUUGUACAAGCAGGACUUGGUGGCAUAGGAUUUAAUUAUGAUCAAAGAAAGCAAUCAAUUGCACCUCCUAUGACUUCCUUCUCCACUGCCACCACUAGUUUAUUACAACAGCAACAACAGGUGGCCAAUGAUUUUUCACUUGGAAAUAUGACAGAUUUUUGGAACACUGCAAGAAACACCACACCAGAUUUUCCACAAAAUUCUUCCUUCAGUUUUCUUGAUAGAGAAAUGAGUAAUGCAAGCAAUAGUAGAGCUCCAACCACCUCCAACUUACUUACACCUUCCUCUUGGGCCUCGAGCAAUAGUCAACAAGGAGAGCCAUUGAAAACAUUGGAAAAUCUCGUCAAAAAUCAACAACAGAGAAUUGAAGAAUUGAGUUGUCUCAUCGCCAACAAUGCAAAACUCAUUCACACACUACAAAUGCACGUUCUUUCACUUACCAACCCAAUAAACAGUGAACCUUAA
Messenger RNA from Naegleria gruberi, 1746 nucleotides. RefSeq lists its product as uncharacterized. Bases 1 to 1746 code for a protein of 581 amino acids. NCBI's taxonomy places the organism in Eukaryota, Heterolobosea, Eutetramitea, Acrasida, Naegleriidae. The transcript has 2 exons. The record is from RefSeq and is a predicted model, not a curated record.